Messenger RNA from Aspergillus niger, 1140 nucleotides. RefSeq lists its product as uncharacterized. Bases 1 to 1140 code for a protein of 379 amino acids. NCBI's taxonomy places the organism in Eukaryota, Fungi, Ascomycota, Eurotiomycetes, Eurotiales, Aspergillaceae. The transcript has 2 exons. Gene Ontology annotation, biological process: maturation of SSU-rRNA from tricistronic rRNA transcript (SSU-rRNA, 5.8S rRNA, LSU-rRNA). Gene Ontology annotation, cellular component: nucleolus; 90S preribosome. The record is from RefSeq and is a predicted model, not a curated record.
AUGGCUAUCUCAGACCUACUGAAUCGCCGUGUGCGAGCUGUCGCUCAGGACGACGAGGAGCUUUACUCUGACCAGUCUGGCUCGGAUCAGGCGAGCGACGAUCUCCGCUCUGACGAGUCAGGCUCAGAAAGUGGCAGUGAUGGUUCCCUAGACGAAGACGACGACGACGAUGUGUCUCAAGGCGACCCGGAAGAUAUGGAUGAUGACGACGAUGACGACGAUGACGACGACGAAGAUGACGAAGACGACAAUGAUGAUGCCCAGGACGACGUUCAAGCCUCACUAAGCAGUAUCUCGUUCGGCGCAUUGGCGAAAGCGCAAGCAUCUAUAGGACCCAAAUCAAAGCGGUCGUCCAAGGCCUCCCGGACAGAAGACGAGCCUGCCGCUCCUUCCCCCUUAGACGACAUUCGGGCGCGGAUUCAAGAGGCACGCGAACAGAAACGCCAAGCGCUGGCGAAAAAUAAGGAUUCGGAAAAGCUCUCUCGUUCCUCCAAGCAUGCGCCGGCCGUACAAUCCUCCAAACAUGCCGUCUCCCGCAAACGGACCAUCAUUGAGCCGCCAAGUGUACCCAAGUCGCGAGACCCCCGUUUUGACCCGACUGUCCUGAGCCAGGGUGGUCGCGGAAACCCUCAAGGAACGAGCAACGCUUACGCAUUCUUGGACGAGUAUCGCCGGGACGAACUGAAGCAGUUGAAGGAACAAUACGCCAAGACGAAGAACCAAGAACAGAAAGAAGCUCUGAAGCGUACGAUUCGGUCGACUCAAGACCGUCUUCGAGCGAUGGAGAAUAGGAAACGCGAGAAGGAGAUCUUAGCGGAGCAUAAGAAGAAGGAGAAACAGCUCAUCCGCGAAGGAAAGAAGAGCAACCCGUACUUCUUGAAGAAGUCGGACCUGAAGAAGCAGGUGCUGCUCAAGAAGUACGAGAAUAUGAACUCCAAGGACCGCACCAAGGCACUCGAGAGGAAGCGCAAGAAGACUGCCGCCAAGGAAAGAAAGGAGAUGCCCAUGGAGCGGAGAGCCUUGGCUGGCGACGAUGCGCCGAGUGGCGGUGGAAGGUGGCGGCUGGAAACGCCGCAGAGUUGCAUAGAUGUUGGGACUUGCUGUCUGAUUUCGGCGCCUGGCUCAUGUUAUUGUAUAUAG